AUUCUACACAACGGCCAUAUGUAGCUGGUGGGGCACACAUUGAGGAAAAAAAGUGCGUUGCCCGUUUAAAUCUCCAUCCCGACGACUUUACAGUGGUUCGACAAUCCGUAGAGGUUCAGAGAUCUCAAAUUAAACGGAGACGACGCGACCACGAGACGUAACAGCUGACACAGUUUGACUAAAGCCUCAACAUGCCUGUGGCGUUGACUGGCACCGAGCGUGUGGUACCCCCCCAGGUCCUGGAUACCCUGAGUAUCCACCACCGCCAAUGACCUGGACCUCAUCUUCCUCAAGGGCAUCAUAGACAGCCCCGUGGAACCAGAGAGUCUGGAAAAGACCAGAUUGGUGGCAGUGAGGGACAACAACGUAGAGCUGGUCGAGGAGAUCCUCAGAGAGCUGAGUCCCUUCACACACCAAAGCAACACUGCAGCAGAGCUCACGCGCAUCCUCAUCGACCCCCACUUUCAGUCUCUGCUGGAGACCCAUGACUCGGUGGCAACCAGCCCGUGCCCCCAGAUACUGUCCGGAUGGUGGGCAUCCGCAAAGUAGCUGGUGAACACCUGGGCGUGACUUUCCGUGUGGAGGCGGGGGAGCUGGUGAUUGCCAGGAUCCUCCACGGAGGGAUGAUCGACCAGCAGGGUCUCCUCCACGCGGGUGACAUCAUCAAGGAGGUGAACGGGAAGGAGGUGGUUGAGGACCCGAGGGUGCUGCAGGAGAUGCUGCAAGAUGCCAGUGGCAGCGUGGUGCUCAAGAUCCUCCCCAGCUAUCAGGAGGGCCACGAGCCAGGACAGGUGUUUGUGAAGUGUCACUAUGACUAUGACCCGGCCAAUGACAACUUGAUCCCGUGUAAAGAGGCGGGGCUUAAGUUCUACACCGGUGACAUCCUGCAGAUCGUCAAUCAGGAUGACCUCAACUGGUGGCAGGCUCGUCGUUGUGUGGAGGGAGGCAGUGCUGGGCUGAUCCCCAGUCAGCUGCUGGAGGAGAAGAGAAAAGCCUUUGUCAAGAGAGACGUGGAGCUAGCCCCCCCAGGAAACCUUUGUACUGGAGUGGCGGGAAAGAACAAGAAGAAAAAGAUGAUGUAUCUAACCACUAAGAAUGCAGAGUUUGACAGGCAUGAGUUACUGAUCUAUGAGGAUGUUGCCAAGGUGCCUCCGUUCCGCAGGAAGACGUUGGUUCUGAUUGGUGCUUUGGGAGUGGGCCGACGCAGCCUGAAGAACAAACUGCUGCUGUCUGACCCACAGCACUACGGCACCACCUUCCCCCACACCUCCAGAAAGCCAAAGUUAGGGGAGCGGGAUGGCCAGAUGUAUGCCUUCACCUCGCGGAGCAAGAUGGAGGCAGACAUCAAGAACGGUCGCUACCUGGAGCAUGGCGAGUACGACGGCAAUCUCUACGGCACCAAGAUGGACUCCAUCCAUGAGGUGGUGGAGGCCGGUCGCAUCUGUGUACUGGACGCCAAUCCUCAGGCCUUGAAGGUACUGUGGACGUCUGAGUUCCUGCCUUACGUGGUGUUCAUCGAGGCCCCUGAUUUUGAGGUCCUCAAGGCCAUGAACCAGUCGGCCAUCGAGACUGGAGUCGUCACCAAGCAGCUGACGGUGCGCACUAGGGACUCAGAGCUAAAGAGAACAGUGGACGAGAGCCCCCGUAUCCAGACGGCAUACGGACACUACUUUGACCUCACCAUCGUCAACGACAACCUGGACGAGAGCUACAGGAACCUGAAGGCAGCUCUGGAGAAGGUCUCUGCUACCCAGCAUUGGGUCCCAGUCACUUGGGUCUUCUAGUGAGAGACAGAAGGACAAGAGGCUGGUUCAUCAUCACAGUGACCUCUGGACCUCUGACCUUUGGACCCCAUACAUAAGACUGAACUGACAGCAUUCUUUUUGCUGUGUACAUAUUGCUUUUGGAAAUUUGUCGACAAAACGUCAAGGAUUUUCUUGUUUGGACAUUAUGUGAUUCUGGUGUGUGUGUGUGCAUGUGUGUGUGCAUGUGUGUGUGUCUGUGUGUGCGUGCAUUCGUGUGGUUGCAGAGUGUCUUAACCAUAAUCAUGUUCGCUACAUUGAUUCUUUAGGUCAGCAGUAGUUUGUCUAUGUUUACAUGAAUCAUUAAAUGGACAUUCAGAAUACACACACACACACACACACACACACACACACACACACACACACACACACACACAGACUCAAAGGGAGCCAGCUGUCUUAUUCCCCAAAUUCUAUUUUUAUUACCAAAUUCUAUUUUUUGUACGGCGAGUUCAAGUUGAAACCCUUUUUGACACCUACUGUUGAGUAUUUCUUUUUUCUAUCAUUUCAAAAACGCAAGACGCUGAGGUGUGAACAUAAAACAUUCAAAUAAUUUGAAGAGAGCAUGUAGAUACACAGAGAGAUGUGUAUGACAGAUAGACUGUAAGUACCACCUUUAUUUAUGUGACCACACGGGCACUUUUUAUAUUUGUUUUUGAUGUGUCAAAAGCCUUCUUUCUAUUUUAUAAAAAAAAAAAAAUACUAUUUCCACCCAGGUCUGCUGUACAGUACAGUACACACCAAUUUGACAAAUAAACGUCUCCAGAUUUUUACACGAUGGGUUGCUUGAUGUUGGUUACAAGGAAGGCCUUCUGGAGCCAUUCAUCAGGCCUUCUGGGUAACCAACAGCAAGGAACCCAUCAAGUAAAACUCUGGAGCCGUUUUACUUGUUCAACUGGGCAGACCUCUUUAUUACACUUUCGCAACAGAGGACCUUGUGAUGCAGUAGUACAGGAUGCGUGGUCUAUUGGGUCAGUUGAAAUUGAUGCACCCCAGGCUUUGGGAAAUUUGGUGAUAAUUCGUUUGGGAAAGAGAAAGCUAAAGGCACUAGACACGAAACAGAAGAAAACAGACUGAGGAUGUACUACUUCUCCAAUAGGAUACGCUUGUUUUUUUGUUUUCUGUUGCGAAACAUUUAGCUAUAAUGUGCCCUAAUAAAUAUGACCCUGGAAACUCCAGAGGAAUGACACACGACACACAACAAUGACAAGUUUGUGUACUCCCGAUGAGUGUAAGGUCAUGGGCUCUUAUUUUUAGUAUGGUUUCUACAUUCCAUGAUGCUCACAUGUAUCCAUGGCAUUUUCAAACACCAAGAAUAUGAGUUUGGAGAUUUCAAUUAGAUGAAUUCAUGAUUGAACAAUUUCAAGAUGCCUCUGUAUUUGACUGUGUAUCAGUCACAGUUUCUAGAUGUACUGUAAAUGACAGACUGUGAAUGUAGAUAGAGAAUAGACUAGAGGCAAACGCUAACUACAGUAACAGUGUAUUGUUUAAAGGAAAAUGAACUAUGCAUUUGAUGAUGCACACAAUUAAAUGCUUAAAAU
This is a messenger RNA of Oncorhynchus mykiss (rainbow trout), 3343 nucleotides long. Lineage: Eukaryota; Metazoa; Chordata; Actinopteri; Salmoniformes; Salmonidae. The record is from RefSeq and is a predicted model, not a curated record.